Messenger RNA from Drosophila willistoni, 3936 nucleotides. It is a transcript of the gene RanBPM, whose product is annotated as ran-binding proteins 9/10 homolog. Bases 24 to 2981 code for a protein of 985 amino acids. Gene Ontology annotation, biological process: cell surface receptor signaling pathway; cytoskeleton organization. Gene Ontology annotation, molecular function: protein binding. Gene Ontology annotation, cellular component: cytoplasm. The transcript is spliced from 10 exons. The record is from RefSeq and is a predicted model, not a curated record. NCBI's taxonomy places the organism in Eukaryota, Metazoa, Arthropoda, Insecta, Diptera, Drosophilidae.
AGUUGCCUAAAGAAAUUUGCAAAAUGGAUCCGAAUUUUAACUCGGAAAGCAACAACACUGGCGGCAGCGGCAGUGGAAGCAGCAGCAACAGCAAUCCUCCGCCUCUACCAGCAGAAGCCUCAACCUCAACAGCUGGAGGAGGCGUUGGCUCCACGUCGUCGUCCUCCUCCUCCUCUUCCUCCACCAAUGAGCCAAACACUAUUUCAAUCAUUACAUCUAACCCAAUUCCCGAAUCCCACCCCGUAUCCCAUCCAGAUUCUCAUGCCUCAUCUUUAUUAUUUAACAUAGAAGGAGAUAAUCGUGAUGAAUAUCAAUCUCAUACGCCUCAUGAUCAUGAACACUCUCCCACUCCUACUUUUCACCAGACUGCACCGCCACCCACAACACCAGCACAACAACAAGGUGGACCCGAUCAGCCCCAGCACCCAGAAGUGAGUCAGCAGCAGCAACAGCAGCCGCAGCCGCCCCAAGAAGAGGAGGUGGAGGAGGCAGCAGAGGUGGUGGUUGCCGCCCAUCCAGAACCGAUCAUUGACGCCAACGCCAUUGCCGAUACCAUUGACGCCGGGGCCAUUGACAACGACGCCGUGGAGCGUAUAGACGACUACGACGAGGACGAGGAAGACGACCUCACCGAUGGUGAUAUUGUCCAGCACCCCUAUCAUCAUCAUCAUCAACACGAAGUAGACAACGACGACGAAGACCAGCGAGCCCAAGAAGAGCUGCUGGAAGAGGAGGAGCAGCAGCAGCAGCAGCCGGAUCAGCAACAGCAACGUCUACAUUCGGUGGCUGUUUUACCUAGCUAUUCAACAGCUCGUGUCUCACUGCCACAAUUGUUGCGUGCCGGGCGACAUACUAGCUCCAACAACACCAACAACAACAAUAACGCCAGCAGCAGCAGCAUCGGCAACAAUAAUAAUAAUAAUAACAACAACAACAUAAGCACCUCUCCGGCUGCCUCGCGUCGUACUCGCCAUUUUUAUAGCAACAACGGAAGCCAUUUCAGCAACGACAUGUUUCCCGGCUCGUCGCAUCAUCACCACCACAAUAAAAGCUCCAAUCAGAGCUCACCAAGGACCACCAAUAGCAGCAGCAGCAGUGGCGGCAGCGGUACCACUCGCCAUCAUCAUCCACAUCAUUCGCAUCAGCAGCAUCAACAUCAUCAUUCUUCGUCCUCACAUCAAGGCUCGUCAUCGGCAGUGGACCCAUUGCGUCUCCUCUAUCCGAAUGUGAAUGAGAAUGAGACACCAUUACCACGCUGCUGGAGUCCCCAUGACAAAUGUCUCUCGAUUGGACUAUCCCAAAAUAAUCUGCGCGUCACCUACAAAGGUGUGGGAAAACAACACAGUGAAGCCGCCUCAGUGCGCACUGCCUAUCCCAUACCACCAUCGUGUGGAUUAUAUUACUUUGAGGUUCGCAUCAUAUCGAAGGGACGCAAUGGCUAUAUGGGCAUUGGACUGACUGCUCAACAGUUUCGCAUGAAUCGCCUGCCAGUAGGUUGGGAUAAGCAAUCGUAUGGCUAUCAUGGCGAUGACGGAAACUCAUUUAGCUCAUCGGGCAAUGGUCAGACAUAUGGUCCAACAUUUACCACAGGCGAUGUGAUUGGUUGCUGUGUGAAUUUUGUGAACAACACAUGUUUCUAUACCAAGAAUGGGGUGGAUUUGGGCAUAGCAUUUAGAGAUUUGCCGACCAAACUCUAUCCUACUGUGGGUCUACAGACACCCGGCGAAGAGGUCGAUGCUAAUUUUGGCCAGGAGCCAUUUAAAUUUGAUAAAAUUGUCGAUAUGAUGAAGGAGAUGAGGGCAACUGUCUUGCGUAAGAUCGACAAGUAUCCACAUUUACUUGAAACACCUGAGAAUGUUAUGAAUCGACUGGUUUCGACUUAUUUGGUGCAUAAUGGUUAUAGUAAAACAGCCGAAGCCUUCACUGGGUACACAGAUCAACAGCUCGAUGAGGAAAUGUCUUCCAUUAAGACACGGCAAAAGAUCAUUAAACUCAUACAGACUGGUAAAAUGGGUCAGGCCAUUGAUCAUACAUUGCGUUCGUAUCCUGGCUUAUUGGAGAAUAAUAAAAAUCUUUGGUUCUCCUUGAAAUGUCGACAAUUUAUCGAAAUGAUCAAUGGAGCUGACCUUGAGAAUGCCUCUAACAAAGUCACAGCCACUACCCAAACCAUGCCAACAAAUCAAACAUCGGUUAUACAAUCGACCAAGACCUUUAAACACAGCGGCAGCAACAAGGGAGGAGGUGGAGGAGCUGCUGCUGCUGGUCAGGGACAAUCCCAAAAUAAUACUGCAAAUCCAGCUGUGAUAAAGCAAAGUGGCGAUAAACAGGAUCUAAAAGGCAUAAUAAUUGAUGAUAAUUCAAACAAAUGUGUGGAUGAGGAUGAAGAUCAACAGCAUCAGAAUGACUCAUCAAAUAGCAUGGAUGUGGAAAUGGAGCCAAUCAAUAGUCACUCAAAUGGCGAUAAUGGUGAAGGCGGCAAUGGCAGUGGCGAUCCCGCCUCUACUGGCGGCGGUGGUGACUCCUGUUCUAAUGGUAAUGCCAAUAGCAGCGCAGUGCGCAAUUCUUUAGAUGCCAUUGAUGAAGAGGAAAUGGAUGUGGAUAUAUCGCCCUCGUCGCGUACCUAUGGACGGAUUAUAGAGAAAAUAUUAGAAUUUGGCAAGGAACUAUCUUGCAUGGGCCAACAAUUGGAAAAGGAGAAUCUAAUGACCGAGGAAGAGCGUCAAAUGUUGGAGGAUGCAUUUAGUUUGAUUGCGUAUUCGAAUCCUUGGUCCAGUCCCCUGGGCUGGCUAUUGUGUCCAUCUCGACGUGAGAAUGUCUCCACCACACUGAAUUCAGCCAUAUUGGAAUCUUUAAAUUUCGAGCGCCGUCCACCCUUAGAGUAUUUGGUGGCUCAUGCAGCGGAAUUAAUCAAAAUUAUUGGCCAGCAUUCGCUGGGCGAAGAUGCUUUCGUUACCGUCGAUGAUAUAUUUCCGCAAAAUUGACCCAGUUCGCCGACGCUGCUGAAAAUGUUCGAAACGACGCUGACCUUGCCGCGUUCUAGUGUAAUGACCGAUGACCAGUUGCCGGGUAGCAGCGGCAGCGUUAUACCCUCCACCUCGACAGCCGCUGUUGGUGUCCAGACUACCAGCAUUGCGUCGUCUACAUCGUCCAUGCAGAACGCAAAACGCAGGCGCCGACGACGUAAUAAGCGUCGACGCAAAUCCUCCUCGCUAACCAUGAGCAGCAAUGAAACAGCAGCAGCAGCAGCCGCGUCGGCUUCGACUUCCCGCACUUAUGAUCCUGUGAUGACGGGCAGCUCUUCUUCUAGCCUGGGUGGUGUAGGCGUGGCGAGUGGCCCAGCUGUUUCCAUAAGUGUUUCCACGGGAACAGCUCGUCGUGGUCGUCAUCAUCAACAUCAACGCUCAUCGGCAGCAGCAGCGGCGGCAAGGGCAGCGGCAUCAGCAGCAGCAGCAGCAUCAUCAUCAUCAGCAGCGGCGGCGGCCUCCCAUAGUCCAUCAGAAAUGUAUGUCGAUCCGCAGGACUAUUUCGAGACGCUCGAUUAGAUUUAUUAAAUAAUACAAAAAAGCAAAAGGCAAAAAGAAAAGCAAAUUCAUCGUAGUAGUAUAAAUUUUGUUGUUACUUCAGAUAUAUAUAUAUAUAUUAUUUCUUUUAAUCGCGUUUCAUUUUGGGCCCCCCUUUAAUUUUCGUUCGCUAAUGAUUUUAGAGUGAGUUUUUUUAUAACCUAUAUAUUUUUAAGUCGAAAAGUGUGUAAUAUUAUCUUUGCAAAAAAAGCUAAAGUAAUAAAAAAUAAUAAUAAUAAUAGUUAAAACUAAGAUUAACGAAAUAUUGUGCUGAUCCGAUUGAUCGGUCGAGAUGCCUCUUCUCCUUUCUUAAUUGUCAUUAUGUUUCAUUUAAGCAAACAACAACAAAAUAUACAAUACAAUCCAUUAAGAGAUA